Impatiens glandulifera is the source of this 551-nucleotide messenger RNA. RefSeq names its product histone H2AX-like. Gene Ontology annotation, cellular component: nucleosome. Gene Ontology annotation, molecular function: DNA binding; structural constituent of chromatin; protein heterodimerization activity. The transcript has 2 exons. The record is from RefSeq and is a predicted model, not a curated record. Lineage: Eukaryota; Viridiplantae; Streptophyta; Magnoliopsida; Ericales; Balsaminaceae. Bases 66 to 488 code for a protein of 140 amino acids.
UUCAUAGAUUCUUGACAUACUUACAGUUUCAGUUUCUACUUAGGGUUUCAUAUAUCAAGAAGAAGAUGACUUCUGCCGGAGCAACAACCAAGGGCGGCCGUGGUAAGCCAAAGGCUACAAAAUCUGUGACGAAAUCUUCAAAGGCAGGUCUACAAUUCCCCGUCGGAAGAAUCUCCCGAUUUCUCAAGGUCGGAAAGUACGCUGAACGUGUCGGAGCCGGAGCUCCUGUCUAUCUCGCCGCCGUCCUCGAAUACCUCGCUGCCGAGGUUUUGGAAUUGGCUGGAAAUGCUGCAAGAGAUAACAAGAAGAAUAGGAUAGUUCCAAGGCAUAUUCAACUGGCAGUUAGGAACGAUGAAGAACUGAGCAAGCUUUUGGGAACGGUUACCAUUGCUAAUGGAGGUGUUCUUCCUAAUAUCCAUCAAAAUCUUUUGCCCAGGAAAGCUGGCAAAGAUAAAUCUGAGAUUGGAUCUGCCUCUCAGGAGUUUUAAUUUGAUCUUACUUAUGCUUUGUAAAUUGCUUUAAUUUUUCUAGAUUUAAUGGAAGUUUUGAAG